Molecule: messenger RNA, 2348 nt
Organism: Gallus gallus (chicken)
Lineage: Eukaryota; Metazoa; Chordata; Aves; Galliformes; Phasianidae
Gene: NOXO1
Product: NADPH oxidase organizer 1
Exons: 8
Coding region: 34-1491 (485 amino acids)
Biological process (GO): superoxide anion generation
Molecular function (GO): protein binding; superoxide-generating NADPH oxidase activator activity; phosphatidylinositol binding
Source: RefSeq, a predicted model, not a curated record
AGCCUCCAGCUGCAGGACAAACAGUGUGGGAAGAUGAGUCGGUUCCCAGUGGAUGUGAAGGCUGUAGGCUUGAUGCAAUGCAGAAAGCAGAAGAAGUACAUGAUGUUCGUGUCCUGGUCAGAUCAAAACAACAUUCUCAUCUACCGGACACUUGAAGAAUUUAAGAGAUUCCAUAAAGAACUGAAGAGAAAAUUCCCCAUUGAGAGUGGGUCACUCAGGAGAUCUGACCGGACUAUACCCAGGUUUAAAGAUAUUAAUGGGAAACAGAAGAAGAGUGGGAAGAUAAACAGGUCCCUGGAGCGACUGAAAUUGCUGGAAACUUACUCACAAGAGCUGCUGAAAGUGGAUGCUAAAAUCUCCCAGAGUGAAGACGUGAUUCAGUUUUUCAAGGCCCAAACUCAAGACCUCGAUCCCUGCUUUCCUGAAGACAGUGUUGUAAUCAUGCCAUCAGAAAUUGGAGGGGAAAAGAAGAAGGAGGUGCAGCAGCAGCAGCUCUCCAUUACAUACCCUCAGGUGUCUCAGAGCUACCGCUGCAUUGAAACCUUUGAAACCAAAGACACAAAGAACAAGACUUUCAAAGUCGCUAAGAAGGAGAUUGUUGAAGUGUUACUGAAGGACAUGACCGGGUGGUGGCUUGUGGAAAAUGCAGACAAGCAGAUAGCCUGGUUCCCAGCCUCGUACCUGGAACAGAUCAGUGCUCACAAGGACAUCCAGAACGUCGAGAGCUCAGAUGAGGAGGGCAGCCUGUACUUUGUCAUGCGGGCCUACGAGGCACAGAAAGCAGAUGAGCUCUCUCUGAACAAAGGCGUGGUGGUGGAGGUGGUCAGGAGAUCAGACAAUGGCUGGUGGCUCAUCCGUUACAAUGGGCGCAAAGGCUACAUGCCCUCCAUGUGCCUCCAGGCCUACAAGAACCCCCAUCACAGGCUGCAGACCAUCAUGAACAGCGGGCUCCACAUCUCCACACCCAACCUCUGCUCCCCCUCUCCGGCUCUCCAGCCCCUGCGAGACAGCACAGCGCGGGACUGCACCUCAGGGGACGGCAGUGAUGAAGAUGUGAGCUCCUCGAGGAGCAGAUCACAAUCUCUGCCCAGGGUCAUCUCCACUCCAGACCUGGAGUCUGACAGCUCCUCGCUCAGCUCGGGCAGUGCACCCAGCGGUGUGCUGAGCUGGAAGUCGGACUUGUCCAGGUCUCUGCCUGAAGUGGAGCAGGCGGUGAGCCCAGUCCUUGGACGCGCCUCAGCCACACACAGCAGCAAAUCUCCACGCCUCACCUACAAGGACAGGAACGACUCAGGCUUUGUGGAGCCAUCUGCUGCUGACCUAAGCUCCCUCGCUGAUCCAGAGGUGCCCACCGGUGCCCCCAAGGUGCCCAUGCGUCCCUCAGCCCAUGAGAUCCUUCAGAGGUGCAGCACAGUCACCAAACGAGCUGUGCAGCAGUCAGCUGCCUGCCCGCCCCUCCAGGCCCUGCAUCCCCUGCCCAGUGCUCACUAGGGCCCCAUGCCUUACACUGAGGGGACCCCUGCUUCCAAGGCUUGCAAACAUGGCUUUGCUGGGUUAAUGCUGUAGCAUGCACACCAUCGCCAGGGAGCUUUAACCAGGGCACACCACUGUUACUAACAGAGCUGCAGUAGGAUCCAGCAGCUCCUGUUUAACAUAGGUCACUUAGGGCUCAGUUCCCUUCACAUAUUUAUCCUGCAACACAUUGAUCAAAAUGUCACCAUUUUCUUGCAUUAAUCCUCACACUGUGGCUACCUUGACAGUACUGGAGAAGAGAGGAGUGAAACCCCUAGCUACAGACAUGUGAACAACAUUUAUCUGAAACCCUGGAAUAUAAAUAUUUAAGUUCUAUUUAAUUUUUUUACUUUAAGGUUACGUGAACUUGGGUAGUAGAAAACCAGCCAGGCAAAGAUAUCUAUGAAUUGGCUGGAUCCUCUGAAUGGCUGAGGACAAAAAACAUUGGUAGUGACUAGGAACUUCAUCUCUUACCUUGCCUUAAUGACAUUCUGCAGGCACAGAGCUAAAAAUGGCUGUAGUAUUGUUUGUUUGGUGGCUGGGUAGGGUGGCCGAGGCCAGAGCUCACAGUUAUGAGCAAAACUUAAAGAGGGGGGUCUGAUAGUUACUGAAAUUUACAGUGCAUCCUCCAAUAAAUUCAUCGGCUAAAACUGAGUUAGAAAAAAAGUUAUAGGAAAACCUAGGACUUUUAUAUAGAUUGCUACCUUUAAUUUUAGUUAGCCUCCCAUGUAUGUCUGUCUUUUUUUUUAUCAGGCAAUUUAGCCACCUUGCAAGGUGUUUGUAUUGUUCUAAGUUUUAUACAUUUGUCUCUGAAAUAAAACGCAUACAAAUAUCUA